Polyodon spathula (Mississippi paddlefish) is the source of this 2634-nucleotide messenger RNA. RefSeq names its product alpha-1,3-mannosyl-glycoprotein 4-beta-N-acetylglucosaminyltransferase B-like. Gene Ontology annotation, biological process: protein N-linked glycosylation. Gene Ontology annotation, molecular function: acetylglucosaminyltransferase activity. The transcript is spliced from 14 exons. The annotation marks the transcript as partial. Gene Ontology annotation, cellular component: endoplasmic reticulum; Golgi stack; endoplasmic reticulum-Golgi intermediate compartment. The record is from RefSeq and is a predicted model, not a curated record. NCBI's taxonomy places the organism in Eukaryota, Metazoa, Chordata, Actinopteri, Acipenseriformes, Polyodontidae.
GAGGAGGAGGAGGAGGAGGAGGAGGAGGUGCGGUCUCAGUUUCUAGAUCUACAGAGGAGGCUGCAGACAGCAGAAGCAGUGAACCAGGGAGCGUCGCAAGAGCUCACCAGCAUUCUGCAAAGCAUCAAGCGCAUCAUUGCUGAGAAGAGGAGUGCCACCCACGGCCAGACCAAAGAGACCAAGAAAAAUGUCAACGUCACUGAAAACCGUAAACAUCAUGUAUCGAAUAUCUACUACUACCUGCCUCAUCUGACUCAACGUGAGGACAGCUUGCGUCCAAAUGUUGCCAUUGGCCAAGGGAGAACUAAUGUUUCCCUGGUGCUGGGUGUCCCCACUGUGAAGAGGGUGAAGAAGAACUACCUGAUGGAAACGUUGAACUCCCUUUUAUACGAGCUGUCUCAGGAGGAUAAGAGCGAUUGUUUAAUCAUAGUCUUCAUUGCCGAGGCAGAUGUGCAGUAUGUUAAUAGCUUGGCAGCCAAUAUAAAACAGGGCUUCCCAAGUGAAGUGCAGUCUGGACUCUUGGAAGUGGUCUCUCCUUCUCCAGGCUUCUACCCCAGUUUCACAGACUUGAAGGAAACAUUUGGGGACACACAACAAAGAGUGAAGUGGAGAACCAAACAGAACUUGGAUUACAGCUUUCUGAUGCUGUACGCCCAGAACAAAGGAAGUUUUUAUGUUCAGCUUGAAGAUGACCUUAUAGCACGGACUGGCUAUUUUCAAACUAUGAAGAAUGUUGCGCUACAGCAAACAUCAGAGUGGAUGGUUAUGGAGUUUUCACAGCUUGGCUUUAUUGGCAAAAUGUUCAAGGCUUCAGACCUUCCUCUGAUUGUGGAGUUUAUUCUGAUGUUCUACAAAGACAAGCCUAUAGACUGGUUGCUGGACCAUCUGCUGUGGGUGAAGGUCUGCCAUCCAGAAAAAGAUGCUAAACACUGCGACAGGCAGAAGAGCAGCUUGAGAAUUCGCUACAAGCCGUCUCAGUUUCAACAUGUGGGCACACACUCCUCGCUGCCUGGAAAAAUUCAGAACCUGAAAGAUAAGGAUUUCGGUAAACAGAUGCUGCACAGAGCCAACCAAAACCCAUCUGCUGACAUCACCAUGAGCCUGACAGCCUAUCAGCACUUCUCAAUCGAGAAGGCCUACUAUGGGCAGGGUUUCUUCUGGGCUCUCACACCUGUCUCCGGGGACCACAUCACUAUCUCCUUCCACCAUCCUGUAACAGUAAAAAGAUACCUAUUCAGAAGUGGCAAUGUAGAACACCCAGGAGACAAAUUGUUCGAUACAAGCGUGGAAGUGCAGCCAGCAAAUAAAUUAGUUCUGGAGAAGAUGAAGGAAGGAUUAUUGUCCACAAAUGAACAAACCAAAGAUGGCUAUAUAAGAAUAGGUGCCUUCGUGAAUGGAGUGGCUGAAGGUGAGGUCCCCCUUGUGGAGAAAAUCACAGCCAUUCGCUUGUUCAUCCACUCCAAUUCCCCUGCCUGGGUGCUUCUGAGUGAGAUAUUCAUCGAGACAUAACUGUGAGAACAGGACAUACAGUAAGAAAACUACAGCUUCUGAACAGCCUUUGGCAUAAAAGCUCUUUCAAUGGAGAUAAAUAACUGUUAUAAGCAAUGCUGGUCAUCUAGUGGUGAAGCACCCGAGAAGCAUUGUGAGACUGUUUAGCACUACUCUAGUGGCUGAAGCUGAAGAGUGUACAAAUGAAAACCUUGAAGGUGGAAAUAAAACUAUCAGUGUGUUUGUGAAAGCAGAAUACCAAGAAAUGUAGCAUUGUUGUCCAUAAAUGGUAUAAACUACACUAAAAUAUGUGGGCACUGUGCAUGUAAUAUAUAUCAUAGUACGGUAAGUAUGCUGUACAAUUGAAGCUGGGGUGGGAUUUCUCUAAGAAUUAUUGCACAAACAGCAUACAUCCCCAAAUGUUUUACACGUUUGUUUUUACACAAUACCAAUAUAUUUGUUCUAUUCUAACUUAUUAUACUCAUUCUUAACACAGCAACUUUUUUACAUCUUCUUCUGAGUUUGCCUUCUCCUGAUUUGUCUUGCCUAUUCAGAUGUCAUGUGAAUGUAUUUUAUUUGUGUUUAUAUUCUGUUUACUGCCAUUCUGAGGGGAUUUUUAAGUUCUGGUACUGAACAGCUACCUCAUUCUGUUCAAAUCAUAUGAAAAUAAGACCUUUCAACUCUACCAGCCCCAUCUGUAGUGAGAAAGCAGAGGGCCAAGGAGGUUCUCUGGCAUUUUUCUAGUAUGUAAUACACCUGGCAAAGCUAUGUGCCUGUCAGAGAUUUCUAAGCAAAGCCCAAUGUAAUAUUAAAAGUCAAGAAAAAGAGAUACAGGUUAGUUUUACUUAACAAAACAAACUAUCUUGUGAUAGUUAGGAUAUUAGGAAGUGCUACUGAAAUGAGAAAAAAAAGCAAACAGGUGUUACAUUGAAAUAGUUUGUAAUUAAUGUUGAUCUGCACAAUUCAGAACCUCACAGUAGUUUUCAAAUUCAGAAUACUAAGAAGAAUGCAAUAAGCAUACAUACUAUGUGAUAUAUGUUUUUAGGAGGUAUACAAUAUUGUUAUUAAGGGUAUAACAUUUGUAAAUUAUGGGUCGAAAUGUUAAAAAAAAAAUCAAUCUUAUUUUUAUUUAUUUAUUUGUGUGGU